GCCUGGACUGUUGCAGAUGGGCAUUUUGAUGGAGAUCUGGAAAAUGGCUGAAGGAACCUGAACCUGAGGGAGGGAUCAAUGCUGCCAGCAUGCCCGCCAGCACGAGGUCCUCUGCAUGCUGCCUUUGGCACGAGCAAGCAGCCAUCUAAUCCAAAUGGAAAUGCCUCCCUGCUUGCUGGCUGCAGGCAGGAGAAGGCUGAGGACCCUUGUCUUGCAGAGCUGAGCUGGGGUGACGCAACCCUUCCCCACAGCCCCCCUCCACUCAGAUUCUGGGCUGGUGAUGGAGUGGCAAUGCCUUUGGGCACUGUCGCAGAGCAGUGGCAGCACCAAGAUGGAGGGGACAUGACUCCUAACUCACCAGAGCAUUUGUAGACCACAAACUUUGCAUCUAUAGAAGCGCUCAGGCUCCCCUCGCCUGCCUCUCUGCUAGGAGCAUCCCUGCUUGCCACCCACUGUGCAUGCUCUCCUGAGCAUUGAACUACAAUUUGUUGCUACUGCCACUGAGUAGCUACUGUUGUUGCUUUCCACGGACUUGCUCAGCUGCCAGGAUGCCCCUGAUGGGCUGCAAGCUGCUGCCGGAACUGCCAGGCCAAGGUGGGAGAGCAUCGCUCCUGGGGGAGCAGCAAAACCAAAUUGGGGUUCUAGCCCUUUAAAUCCAAUCUGGUACUGCAAAAAAACGGGCGAGCAGCAGGAGAGAGCCUUCAGACUCUUUUAAUUAAAGCUUGUACCAUAUUCCAUCUUCCCAAGUCACAGCAGUCACUUCUUCAGGACAUCUCAGGGCUCGCCGGCACCGCGGCAUGGAUGGGGGGAGUCGCUCACCUGGGACCGGCGGCAGUAGAGUCACACUCCUGGCUUUAAUGUCUCCAUGAUGAGCUCGCACAUCUCUCGGAACCUGCCGUCUCAUCUGCCUCAUGGGGCUGAUCGAAGAGCAUGGAGAGGGGCAGCCCAAGCAUGAAGGUGGCGGAGGGGACGAGUCUCCUGGGGAGAAGGAGGAGCCGCAGCAGAGGAGCAGGCAACCAGAGUUUCCCUCCUGGCAAAAGAUGCCAUUCCACCAUGUAACAGCUGGCUUGUUGUACAAAGGCAACUACCUGAACCGCUCACUCUCUGCUGGCAGUGACAGUGAACAGCUAGCAAAUAUCUCCGUGGAGGAACUAGAUGAAAUCCGUGAAGCUUUCCGAGUGCUGGACAGGGAUGGGAAUGGCUUUAUAUCCAAGCAGGAGCUGGGCAUGGCAAUGCGUUCCUUGGGAUACAUGCCCAGUGAGGUGGAGCUGGCGAUUAUCAUGCAGCGCCUUGACAUGGAUGGGGAUGGCCAGGUUGAUUUUGAUGAAUUUAUGACUAUUCUGGGACCUAAGCUGGUGUCAUCGGAAGGCAGAGAUGGCUUUCUGGGAAAUACAAUAGACAGCAUAUUCUGGCAGUUUGACAUGCAGAGGAUAACACUGGAAGAGCUGAAACACAUCCUCUACCACGCCUUCCGGGACCACUUAACGAUGAAGGACAUUGAGAACAUCAUUAUCAAUGAAGAGGAGAGUUUAAAUGAAAACUCUGGCAACUGUCAAACAGAGUUUGAAGUGCACGCCCAGAAGCAGAACAGACAGACCUGUGUACGGAAGAGCCUUAUCUGCGCGUUUGCCAUGGCCUUUAUUAUAAGCGUGAUGCUGAUCGCGGCCAACCAGAUCCUGCGGAGCGGCAUGGAGUAGCCUCUCACCAUGACACUGUGAACCAAACUGACCAUGCAUGCGCAUGCCACCGGGUGAGCUCCCCCUGAACCGACUCUCACACGGCAAAGAGACAGAGGCAGGCAGAUAAAGCACCAUUCGACAAGGAGCCUGAGGCCAGCAGCGUAAUGUGUCUUGUGAAUCAACUACAUUCUUUUGGCAGGGACAUAAAAGGGCUGUCUUAAUGCUUUAAAGGUUUUGUUUCCUAAUGCAAUAAAAAAAAAUAAUAUACAGGAGUCCCAACUUAUUGCUUCAAAACAGCAAUGGUAACUUGGAAGAGACUUACAUCCAGCAGCCUGUGUGGCAGUUUUAAGGAGGCACAGCCUCAUGACUUAUUGCAGCAGGGCUGUCUUUUAACCUAGGGGCCGACUGACUAUUCCACGUAGCUCUCCGCUGGGCCCACAUUCCCAGGAAGUUGAUCGUAGCAUUGCCACAAGCAAGUUCUGUUUGUUUCGUUCCAUGUACGCCAGCUUCACCUUGUUUUUCCCUUAUGACCAUGCCUUUGAGUUCAUGGCAUUAGAGGGGAGCUAGAGCAUCCUUGUACAGUAUUUUCAGAGUAAAAAGAAGAGGAGAAUUUGCCAGCAUCAUACAAAAUCUCUAUUUUUGCUUCAUAAACGCCACCUUUGACACAAGACUGUGGGGGAGCACAAGUCCCCUUGCCAUUUUACUCCAACCGUGAAUCAGGGCUUAAGAAGCAUCACCCGUUUUCACACAUCUCUGAGAUUUGUGCAAAGUCUUCCAACCGACUCUGCAACCACCAGCACCAGUUAAAACUCCCUCUAUUUGGUCCUGUCUACACAUUCAGCAUUUGCUUUCCAGAAGUUUUGCCUUUCUUCUAUACUGGUCUUCAACAACCUCACCUGAGAUUGGAAUCACGAGGAAAGCUCAGAAAGAGCUUUCCUCCCUUCUUUUCCCCUGUGCAAUUUCUUUGUUUUAUUUCCUAUGUCCUGGUUGUACUCUGCAGUGAAACCUCCAUGUCAGACACCUUCUCAUGGAGAGUUCAUAUUUUCACCUACAUGGUAUUGUGUGAUUUUGACCAGCUCGCUGCUCCAGUCCCUCCCAGGAGCCAUCUCACCACCACCAUCCCAUGAACAAGUUCCAAAGCUGAAAAGCAGACCGCAGCAAGAGGAGAAGGAAUCAAACUAGAGCCUACCACCAUGUGUUACAUACUGUGUCAGACUUCCAGAUCCUGCAAGUGUUAAUUUUCCUGGAUGAGAUUAUAAUGAGCAGCAAGGAGAAGAUGGAGUCAUGAAGACUAGAGAUAACACGUCCCAUGGAAAGCAGAAGCACUGGGCGAGCCUGAAGCCAGGAUUACAGCAGAAAGCACUUUUCCCUUUAAACUUGUCACAAACCCUUGCAUUUACCUUCGGAUGAACUGCACACCUGUGUGUCACCCCAGGAAAGAUCUGAUUUCCUUGUCCUCAUGGGAGAGGUUUC
Molecule: messenger RNA, 3152 nt
Organism: Pezoporus occidentalis (night parrot)
Lineage: Eukaryota; Metazoa; Chordata; Aves; Psittaciformes; Psittacidae
Gene: CALN1
Product: calneuron 1
Exons: 7
Coding region: 912-1697 (261 amino acids)
Cellular component (GO): trans-Golgi network membrane
Molecular function (GO): calcium ion binding
Source: RefSeq, a predicted model, not a curated record